GUCGUUAUUUAUUUAUAAUUCAGUAUUGGUUGCGACAUGUCGGGAACUUACUGCAAACAUGUCAUCAGAAUUGGUGUCUAUUACACAAUUGCGUUUAAUUUUGUGGGAGGUUUAUCACAACUUAUCAAAGGCAUUUCAUACUUCCUUUCAAAAAAAUCGCACUCAAAUUACCCAAUUUUUUACAUAACUGGAGGAUUAUUUGUGAUUUUUUGUGGGAUUUUGCUAAUGAUCGGGUCUAUCAAGGAGAAUUAUAAAUAUAUUUUAAUUUAUUUAAUAUUGACCAUUCCUGGCCUCUUAUGUGUUACGAUUUAUUCAGGAAUGAUGAUUUAUCUUCCAGAAUUUGUCUUUCUUUUUGUCACUUUAUUGGUUUUAGUUUGGCCAAUGUAUUAUUGUGUCUAUUUAUUUUACAAGAAAUUACUCAAAAAACACAACUACAUAUUAUCAUUAGAAAAAGGUAUGCAAAUGACUAGCACGUGAACAUUUUUCUAAUUACAAUUGUUACUAAUUUAUUCCAAAUGACUCAUUGUGUUAGCAAUUAAACGAUUCGCAAUUAAUAUCUUAAUUGUUAACAGGCGAAAAAUUGCAAUUGAUUUAAUAAAGAAACCAAAACUUGUCAUGUUUAAAAAAAUUAUUAAAAGUUUUUUAGUACGUACCCGGUAUAAAGUCAAGUUUAGAGAGGUAAAAAGUGACAUCAUAAAAGUAUUUAUAAAUUUUGAAGUAAGAGUCGAUUUAUUUUGGUGUAUCCCCGAUAUAAUAUUAAUUCAACGAGACAAAAAGUGAGAUCAUUAACUCAAAGUGUCAAGGUUGUAAAAACAAAGUAAUGAUUUAUGGAUUUUUUAAUUAUUCAAUUGUAACAUUACAAAUUCCUUCCAUGGU
Tribolium madens (black flour beetle) is the source of this 876-nucleotide messenger RNA. RefSeq lists its product as uncharacterized. The record is from RefSeq and is a predicted model, not a curated record. The transcript has 3 exons. NCBI's taxonomy places the organism in Eukaryota, Metazoa, Arthropoda, Insecta, Coleoptera, Tenebrionidae. Bases 37 to 477 code for a protein of 146 amino acids.